Messenger RNA from Scylla paramamosain (green mud crab), 7916 nucleotides. RefSeq names its product SLAIN motif-containing protein 2-like. The record is from RefSeq and is a predicted model, not a curated record. Bases 122 to 1564 code for a protein of 480 amino acids. The transcript is spliced from 10 exons. NCBI's taxonomy places the organism in Eukaryota, Metazoa, Arthropoda, Malacostraca, Decapoda, Portunidae. Gene Ontology annotation, cellular component: microtubule plus-end. Gene Ontology annotation, biological process: microtubule nucleation; cytoplasmic microtubule organization; positive regulation of microtubule polymerization.
GUGUCUGUUUUCCUCUCUCCUGCAGUAGUGAAAUCACAUCACACAAUGCCAGCAGGUGAAACUACAGAUGUGACUUGUGGCUCGUGUUCCAGGUGGUAAGAAGCCACGGCCGCCACGCAAAAUGAGCUUAAUCAUGGAUAACAGACUGGAGAACACUGAUACAGAGGCGGAGGUGAGAAAGUUGCAGGCGUUAGUCAAGGAACUGGAGCUGCAGAACGAGGAGCUGCGGACUGAGAGGCAGCAGUUGAUGAAGGAAGGAGGCAGCAGCACGCCCUCCCAGCAGUACUCAGCACCAGGCACGCCCAAGAGGCAUCAGGACAGCUCCCUAGACGCCAUGGUUCCCCUGCACCUCGACGAGUCCAACCUUAGUGACGAGGAGACGUGGCUGUUUGACUCCCCCAAGACGAAGCCCCACACGAGUGACUGGCUGCGAAAGGACAUGGAUGACCCCGCGCUGGUUACCUCCAAGAAAUCCCUCAUCAACAAGCUGGACCAGAUCGCCAUGUCGCCACAUCACUCGCCAAGACACUCCUUUAGCCCCUGCUCCUCCUCUGGCGUGCUGUCCCCAGAGUCCCCGCCCUCCUCCAGGGGUGAAAUAGAUACCAGGACCUUUGUGCGUUCCAAGAAGAAAAGGUCAUUAGCUUUUGGUGAGGCUGUUAAUGAUGAGAACAGAAAUUCGUUGCUUAAAAGAGAGGGGAGUUCUCGUGAGUACCUGGCGCGGUCGAGUGGGUCUCUUGGGUCGGAGGAGGACGAUCGACUGAGCUCAGCAUCGGAGGGCAGUUUCUCCUAUCAACUGACGGAUGUGGCAGAUGUCAAUGCCCUCGCCAGACUGCAGGAGGAGAGUUUAAAGCUUCCAGACCCAAGAAGAGGUUCACGCCUUCCAGGCAUCCGCGCGGGUACCAGCCUUCCGAGUGGGCACCCGUACUCCUCGGCUGGUUCAGGAGGGUCGGUCACCAGCUCCCAGGAGGACCUCAUAGCCAACGCCCCCACGUCAGGCAGUCCCCGCCGCCCCCCCAGAGGUCUGCAGGCCCCCACGCGCUACUCAGCCCACAACACGCCUUCCAGGGAGGGGUCGGAUCUGUCCACACCUCCUGACAGUCCCUAUAACUCCCAGCACAACCUUGAGUAUUGUAAUGGCCGCAGCAGUGUGGGGGGCGGCGUGGGCAGCAUGCGGGCACCAGGGGGCCUUCACCGCGGCCUGGGAGGCAGCGAUCCACGGCUCUUGGACCACCACCCCCACACCACGCCAGGCAGUAGCAGGGGGGCCUCACCAGCGCGCUCCCAUGGCUCCCCUUCCGCCUCACAGACCGACCUCCGCCACCCCUCCAGGACUUCCAAGCUGCAGACGCCCCAGAUGAGGAGCCGUCUGAGCGCCCCCUCCCCAGUGCGAGUGUCGGCCGGUGGUGCAUCAGGUCUUCCCCAACCCACUGAGAUCCCUAAACCCAAGUCCAGUGGUAUUCCUAGGCCAGGAUCUCGCCUCCAGGCCCCCCGAACAAGGUCUGGUCUGGCUCCCCCUCGCUUCCAGGCUGGCUCUCAGGAGGACUGGCGGGAUGGGUGUUUCUGAGUGCUGUUGGGGGGCGCCUGCUGCCCUCCCAGGCUGUGCGAUGGCGCGGCGGUGCUCGGUGGCUGCCGUGGAGACUGCACUUGGUCAUAACUCCAGUAAUGUUAGCAGUGUUAAGAGAUUAUGCAUGAUUUAGGUCAGCGCGAAGCAACUCGGUGCAAUUGUUGAUAGGUAGGGGAGACUUUGCCACGCCGGGCUGCUUCUGUGACGCCCCGGUGCCGUGUGGUGGUGUGUGGGAUGGCUCGGUGCCUCCCUGGUGACUGCUGCUAGUGAUGCUGGUGAUGCAAGACUAUGAACACUGUAUUGGUGCAACGAGAUGGUGAUAGUGGUGGUGACAGUGAUUGUGGUGGAGCUGUGUCACCCCCAGGUCCCCCAGGUCACCCCAGGUCACCCCUCGCAGUCUGUGGCCACACAUUCCAGCCUUCCCUGGGCCUCAGGCAGGAACCCCUUAGUGCUGACCCUAGCUAGGCCUUCUCUCUCACUGCUGCUGCCGCCUCACUGCCUCCCAUCGCUCCUGUAUGGGGGGCAGCGGUGGUGGUGGUGGUGGUGGUGACGUUCUAAGGUGUAGGGGCUUGAGACAACUGCUUCUUGGAUAAGCUUUAAGCAAUAAGUAUCUAAUGAUUUUUUAUGGUGUGUGUGUGUGUGUGCGUGCAUGUGUGAGGACUGCAAUGCCUCAGACAACACGACAACGGAUUUAUGCAACAGUUGCAUAUCAUAUUAUUCCUCUGUUCCUCCCACACUUGUUGAUGCCUCAGCAAUGGACAGGGCUGGAGGAGGGCUGUCUGUCUGUCUGCCUGCCUGCCUGUCUGUCUGUCUGUCUGCCUGUCUGUCUGUACCUUUGACAGACACCAGAUUUAUGAAUUUUUAUUUAAACCAACAUUUUAAUGCCUCAGUGAUGGACUGGGUUUGGAGGAGGGCUAUUUGUCUGUCUGCCUGCCUGCCUGCCUGUCUGUCUGUACCUUAGACAAACACCAGACCCAUCAACUUUUAUUUAAACAAUGUAACAUAUAUUAAGUUCUGUGCUAAAAGUUUUAAUGCCUAAAUAAUGGACAGGGAUUGGAGGAGGGCUGUCUGUCUGUCUGUCUGUCCCUACUUUAUAUAACAGAUUAUAUUUAACUGACUAAUAUUCUUUAAGUCUCUCUAAAUUAAAUAUCCCUUCCAUUUCUCUCUCUUCCUUCUCCUUUCUUUAACCUUCCUUCCUUCCUUCCUUCCUUCCUUCCUUCCUUCUUUCCUUCUUUCCUUCCUUCCUCUCCUUUAGCUUAAUCUACUUUUCAUCCUUCCUUCCUUCCUUUCUUCUCUCCCUCCCUCCCUCCUUCCCUCCUUCCUUCCUGCCCAGUGAUUUGUGAUACAUUUUAUAUAUUUUACCAGUGUGUUGGUUACUUGAGGUCACGAUGGCUGGGAGUGUGCAACGCUUGUGGGAAGGGCAGGUCAGCUUACUAACUUGGGUCACUUGCGGUCAGGCUGCUGUUUUAAGGGUCAGGUUAGGUUAGGUUGGUAUAUUUGUCUUAUCUGGCUUUGUUUAUUGUGUUUAGGUUAGGUUAGGUUAGAUUAGGUUAGGUUUGAUGUGGUAUUCUGACUAAGCUUUGUGAUUAAGUUAGGUGACAGUAUCCAGGGGUAGACAUAACCUAACCUAACCUAGCAGCACAAUAUCAAUAGCCAGGGGUAGAAUAGGUUAGACAACAACCUAACCUAAUGUAACCUAUCUUAGCAGCACUGUAGUCAAGGUUAGUGUAGGUUAGAUGCUGUAACCCAACCUAGACACAAUAUUCAGGAUUAGAUUACGUUAAAUGAGAUCUAACCUAAGCCAGACCCCGACAGUGAGGGUGCCUGCUGGCUGAGUGUUCCUGCCCAGUGCCUCCCCCUGAUGUGAGGUGUGGGUGGCAGUUUGAUGUGAUUCUCAUGUGUCUCUUGUGGCCUCCCUGGACACACUGCUGGUCUGUUGUGUGUGUCGCAGCCUCUGUGUGACAUGCGACCUGACUGUAAUGGAACCAAGUGUGUGUGCGUUUGUGUGUGUGUUUGUCUUGAUUGUAAUGGAACUGAGUGUGUGUGUGUGUGUGUGUGUGUGUGUGUGUGUGUGUGUUUCUGUUUAAUGACCAUGGCAGGUUACCGCUCGUUAGGUUAGGUUAAGGUACUACAGCUAAUGUAAUCUUAGACUAACCUAACCUAACAUUGAGCUAGUUUGGGCAGUCUGUGUAGAUUAAGUUAGGUUAGGUUAGGCUUGGGUACCUCAACUAAUCUAAUCUCACAUGAUCUAUUGUAAACUAACUCAGCCUAACCUAGCCAGCUAUUGAAGGUCAGGACAGGUCAGGUUAGGUCAUGGUGACUAACCUAACUGAUAUAACAUGCAAUUAUUGACGCUGAGAGAAAUAUUAGUGAGAGAUUGUGUGUGUAAGAGAGGUGUAAGAAAUAUAGAGGUUAGGCUGUCUUUACUAACCUAACCUAACUUGAAAAAUAAUGAUAAAAUAGUGAGAAAUUAAAUGUGUGUGUGUAUGUGUGUGUGUGUGUGUGUGUGUGUGUGUGUGUGUGUGUGUGUGUGUGUGUGUGUGUGUGUGUGUCAACAAAACGAACAAGAAACAGGGUUAGGCUGUGUUAAGUUAGAUAAUCUUGACUAACCUAACCUAACCUACAAAACAAUGAUAAAAUAGUGAGAAAUUGAAUGUGUGUGUGUGUGUGUGUGUGUGUGUGUGUGUGUGUGUGUGUGUGUGUGUGACAACAAAACAAACAAGAAACAUUGGGGUUAGGCUGUAUUAAGUUAAACAAUCUUGACUACCCUAACUUAUAAAUCAAUAAUGAAAGAAUAGAGAAAUCAAACAUAUGCAUCAACAACAAAAACAACAAACAUUGACUCAUACACCCCAAUAUGCAGCAUUGUCGUACCUUACCAUCCUCCUUGCUUCGUUUCCCCUCCUUGCCUUGUUUCCCUUCACUGUUUCCUCAUUAAACUACAUCCCAUUAUGCAGCAUUGUCAUAUGUUACCAUCCUCCUUGCUUCAUUUUCCCUCCUUGCAUUGUUUCCCCUCACUGUGUCCUCAUUAAACUGUUUUCUUACUCUUAUUUUCCCUGGAAUAGUCAAAGUUAAUUGCUACCAGAAGUUGUGAAUUAGUAAUAUUGUUUCUUUACUCUUCAUUCUUCAUUUUUCAUUAGUUAUUUAAGCCUCCCCUGGUUUUAGAGACAAUUGAUAGAUACCUUACCAAACUGUUCCUUUUUUUUACUCUUCGUCCUUCACUUUUCAUUCGUUAUUUAAGUCUCCCCUGGUUUUAGAGACUGAUAUUUGCUACCACAACUUGCUAAACUCUUCCUCUUACUCUUCACACAUAUUUCAUUCAUUAUUUAAAUCCCCACUGAUUUUAGAGACAGAUAUUUGCUUCCACAACUUACUAAACUCUUCCUCUUCCUAUGUAAACUUCAUAUUUCAUUCCUUAUUUAAGUCUCCCCUAAUUUUAAAGACAAUCGCCACCAGACAGCACAAAUAAGAAGAGCAUUUCUUUGCUUUCCACACUUAACACUUCACCUCACACUUCCAGCACCCCACACAGCCUUUGCUUCAAGUCUGUGUGUUUUCAGAAGUGUACGGUAUCGACUUUUCCCAGGAGUCUUUUUUUUUUACAUUGAGGCCAGAAAAUGACACAAAACGUUAUAUUAAGCCUGUUUGGAAUUAUACCCCCUUAAAAAUUAUAUAAAGUCACUAGAAUAUCUCUCCAAAAAUGUAUAGGAAAGUAUUUAUGUAAUGAUACCUGCCCAAAAAGUAUAAAAAGCCUAUUUAGAAUUAUAUCCCCUCAGAAAGUUAUAUUGUAAAGCUUGUUUAGGAUAAUGCCCCCCCCAUCUCCCCCUCCUGAAAAAAAUAUAGAAAAGUGUAUUUAAAACAGUGCCAUCCCCACAAAAAAUUACUCUAGAGAAGCUUGUUUAGAAUAACGGCCAUUUUGAAUGCUGCCUAACCCAACCCUCCAAAAAGCCAAUUUAGAAUAACCGCCCUUUAAAAAGUAAAGAAAACAACCUUUACAACAAUACCCAUUAGAAAAAAAAGACAAUAAAACGAUGAAAUUAUCUUUAUCCUCACUGCAUGUUACUUUUCUCCUACGGUUUUGUCUCGGAAACUCCAAAUUGAUGUCCAUUUAAUUAUUUCAGCAUUGUCGAGGGGCAUUGAUCACUUCUGGCAGCCCCAAAUUACCAUCCUUGUGUUCCUUCCCUUUAAUUCACUACUGUUGGGUCCUGUGGCGACUGUUUGCUUACCGAGUGGUUUGAAAUCUUGCGGUACAUCAUUAUUUACCAUAUGGGAGACUAGAGGUUUUAUGGAAGCAGUUUUUAAUCUUUUAUUGGAUGAAUUGUGGAAGUUCUGUGGCUAGUGUUUCUUUACUCAGUGGUUUGAGUAAUGUGGUAAUGUGGAAGGAGUUUUGAGUCUUAUAGUGGAUGAAAUUUGAAUGUUAUGUGGUUAGUUUUUUCCUUAGUGGUUGGGAGUCCUGUGGUAGGGUAGAAGCAGCCCUGAGUCGUAUAACUAAUGGAAAAGUUGUAGAGUUAGUGAUAUAUGACUUAAUGGCAGGGAAUAAUGUCUUGCAGGAUAGAUACAGGUAGAAACAGACUGAAUUUGAGGAUUAAAUGAAAAAGAAUAGUUAUUGAUCUGUUUUGACUGGCAGGGAAAUUGUUUUGUUAUUAUUUUUCAUUGUUUUCCUGUCCAAGAUGGUUAAAAGUCAUAGUUUUGUAGUCUUAGUCCUUGGAAACAGUUCUGAAUUGGAGGAUUAAAUGAAAAAAAUAGUUAUUGAUCUGUUAUGGCAGGGAAUAUUUUUUUCUUGUCAUUUUUCAUUGUUUUCCUGUCCAAGAUGGUUAAAAGAUUAUCAUUUUGUAGUCUUAGUACUUGGAAACAGCCUUGAAUUGGAGCAUUAAAUGAAAAAAAUAGUUAUUGAUUUAUUUUGACCGGCAGGGAAAUAUGUUUUGUUUGUCAUUUUUCAUCGUUUUCCUGUCCAAGAUGGUUAAAAGGCCUUCAUUUUGUAGUCUUAGUCCUUGAAUGGUGAUAGGAAAAGUAAAAGUCAGGUUGGAUAUUGAAAGGUGACUGUCUCUUGGUUUCUUUGUUGUGUGAAGAACUCUGAGUGUUUCAAUGUAGACAGUGAAGCAAGAUUAAUUAUUGAGAUAUUCCAUUUAUUCCAGUGUCUAGUAUUUUAUUUAUUUGUGUAUUUGUUUAUUUAUUUUUAUUUACUUAUUUUAUAUUUUAAAUUUUUUAUAUAAUGUUAAACUCAAGACUAACAAGUUAGGCAAAUAAUGAGAUGUUUUCAGCCAGAACAUUCAUCACAGGACACAGCUGUAAUGUAUAGCUAAUACUUUUUACAUCCAGACCAGUCUCUGCUUUUUGGUAUGUGAAAAUUAAACUGAAAACCAACAUAUUAGAGUCUCAAGUCUUUUUUUCAGUCUCAGCAUUAGCGACAGGACUCAACUGUACUCAUAAACACCACAAAAUUAAAUAGAUAAUGGAUUUAACAAGGAUUUUCCUGUCAAUUAUACUUUUAAAUCCUACAAAACUAACAAACAUGGAAUUCAACGAGGUUUCUCCAGUCCAAACACUCGUAAUGACCCAACUUAUCCUUCGCCACACUUAAAACCGUCAAACUUAACAAAUGUGGGGCUUAACAAGGGUUCUACAGUCUUAACACUCAUUCUAAGACCCAAAAGAACCCUCACAUAUUCACCCACACCACCCAGAACCCAAAACACGUCCGCCUCACAUCAUUGAGUAGAAUUUAGUGGGACAGACGGCAGCGGCUUGUUCUGUGAUGCCAAAUUUACUUAAAGAGUCGUCCUCACUCGCUCCCUCCUACAACAAGCAAAUCCUGCCUUCCUUUAGCUUCUCUCUUUAAAUUUGCGUCCCUCCAAUGUGUGUCUGUGUGUGUGCGAGUGUGUUGCUGCCUCCCUGUUCUUGUGUUGUGUUGUGUUGUUGUUUUGUGGCCCUGUUUGUGUCCCGGUGUGUGUGUGUGUGUGUGUGUGUGUGAUUUGGUGAAGUUAGAUCUGUGUGUGUGUGUGUGAUUUGGUGAAAUUAGACGUGUGUGUGUGUGUGUGUGUGUGUGUGUGUGUGUGUGUGUGUGUGUGUGUGUGUGUGAUUUGGUGAAGUUAGACGUGUGUGUGUGUGUGUGUGUGUGUGUGUGUGUGUGUGUGUGUGUGUGUGUGUGUGUGUGUGUGUGUGUGUGUAUUUAGGUGCCUUGCCAGUUCUCUCACGUAUCAUAUUUACUGAAGUGCCCCCUCCAGCUUGAGCCGUGUCUCCGUUUUCUCUUGAUUAUGGGAAACUUGUGUAUUUCAUGAUGUUUUGACGAUUAUUUUCUCACUCCGGAAAUCUUGCUUGUAUCGCUUGUUUUUUAAUGAAAAGUUGCAUAUUU